AUGGCGCAGGGUGCGGGUGAUGCAUUCAAGUCCAAGCUGUUAGCGCUGCAAAAGGGCCUUCUGCACGUUUGGGAACUUGGUUUCCGCCCGGUGAAUUGCUUUGUGGAUUGCUCCGAGGUGCAGAAGGUAGUCAUAACUAAUAGUGAUGUCCAGAAUUAUUGGCAUGGGGCGGUGAUUCUUUUAAUUCGAGAAGUGAUAGCUAGGAAUUUGAGUGUUUCAGUUACUCCGGUUCCCAAGGAACAAAAAAUGGUUGUGGAUGCAUUGGCAAAGCUAGCGGUGCGAGAAGGCUGGGAUUGGAAGGGACAAAAUAAAACAGAAUGCCUUCUUCCGCCUACUACCCAAUCUUACCCUUGGCUUCUUUAUGUUCACAACAACCUGGCCAUCAUUCGCAGCAUAUUAGAUCCCACAGAAACUUAUUCAAGAAGUAUUCCAGAGUUGAGUGGGGCAAAUCUGUUGACCGUGCAACAUGGUGGUUGGUGUGUUUUGGAGAAAGGUGGAAAAGAAAAGGUUCGGGAACUAUUACUUUGGAAUCCUUUUCUUCAGGAAAAGAUUCAUCUCCCAUCCCUGAAACACGAGAACAGAAUUCGCAAUUGCAUUUUGUCGUGCUCCCCAACUGAAACAGAUCAAGUUUGCUCCAUAUUUUUAUUCCCGCAUGAGGCGUAUGGUUACGGUCCAAAUAUAUUAUUCUAUUGUGAAGUUGGAGAUAAACAAUGGUUUGCAGUAGACUACCGAAAAGACUUAGUGAGGGCUUCACCGCCGGAGGAGGAUGGUGUAGUUUAUAACCCGUUUCUUUAUAGCCCUGUUUACUUCAAUGGUCGCUUGUAUGCAGUGUCAUACUCUCGUCUUCUGGUGAUAAUAGAGAAGCUUGAACCUCCUAAUGGCCUUCAAAUACACUCUGCAGAUGUUUACUUGCCAGAUCCGUUUCCACAUACCUUCCCAUGUCUACGCCAGUUGCUAGUGUGUAACCAUGAAUUAUUUCAUAUUCAAAUAUCUAUGGAGUAUAAUAAGAUUUUUGGCAUAGCGGUUCACAAAUUAAAUUUUUCUCACAUGAUAUGGGAAAGGGUGAAAAGCAUCAAAGACAUGGUCUUCUUUUUAUCCGAUAAGGAUUUACCAUUUGCUCGUCGAGUCAAUCCUGGUGGAGGGGGUCUUAUCUAUUUCACGUCCAUGAACAACAAAUUUGUUCAUAUAUUCAACCUUGAAGACAAUAGUCUCAGAAUUUGUAAAGCUUUCCCAAGUUUCCCAGAAAAUUGGUUUCCCGCAAAAUCAUUCUGGGUUAUGCCAGAUUUAAGGAGGACUCUGGCACCCACAACAGAAGGUAUAAAAACUCAAGUUGGGGCAGGUAUAAUAAGGAUGACUAUUGCACCAAAGGAAAAAGUAGGGAAAACUCAAAUUAGGCCAAAUCUAAGGAUGACCCAUGCACUCAAAGAAGAAAGAGGAAAAAACCAAACUAGAGGUGGGGAAAGUAGUGCGACAGUCCAUUCAGAUGAGACACGGGAUAGAGCUACUAACUUUGAUGCAUUACCUUUUCAUAUAGUCGAAAUGGUUGCAAACUAUCUUGAUGCAUAUGAUUAUUUGCAUUUUCGAGCUACCAACUGUUACUAUCGUCAUUUAAGAGCACCGCCACUUCAAUGGAGAUCACCCUCUCACAUAUCAGCGUCAAGUUUUGAUGAUCUUUCACUCUUUCCGUUAUUUGUUUACUUUGAGAAAGAAGAAGUUUUAACUUUUGUGCACCCAAACCAUGGAAUUAAGUAUAAAUAUAGCAUUAACAUGCCCGAAGAUAUCCAAGGAGGUUGUGAAAUUUGCUACUCCAAAGAUGGUUGGCUACUUCUGUCAGUAAACACAUUUUCUAACAUUUUCUUCAAUCCUUUUACAAAAGAAGUGAAACAACUUGCAUAUGGACCUGCAUCAAAACAAUAUGGACCUACACCAAAACAAGUAUGGAAGAAUACACCGUUGAUGGGCUUCUCACAUCCUCCAACCUCUUCAAAAUGUGUAGUUGUUGAACUCCAAGAUUUUUACCAACCAACGGUACACACCACUUGGCUUGGGAAAGGUAAAUGGAAAGAAUCCAUUUUUAGAGGUCGUCAUUUUCAUUCCACCAACAUAAGCCCUUGUUUCCAUAAUGAAGCAUUCUAUUAUCUUAGCAGGAAUGGAAAGUUGGGCAUUCUUAAACUAGCAGGAAAAAAAAAAAUAUUUUGGAGAGAAUAUAAAAAGCUUAAUGCUCCAUGUAGGGGCUACUACAAGUGCUUUCUAGUAGAAUCUAAUGAUAGUCUCUUGUUUGUAUUUGAGAAUCCUUUUGAAAAUUGGGUUCGAGUUUUCAAGUUAAAUGAGUCUGAAAAGACAUGGACAGGAGUUAAAAGCCUUGGAAACCAUAUGAUUUUUGUUGGUAAUCAAUCGUUUUCUGCGGUGGCUAGUAUUCCUGGAAUGGAAAAUAAAAUAUAUUUUCCCAGAUUUUAUAACAAAAACAUUGUGUUUUAUUCAUUAGAAUCAAGUAACUACCACACAUUUGAAAGCUCUGAAGUUGUGGAUUUUCAUUGUAUGGAAGAAAAACUUAAUAGCAGCUGGAUUCAACCAAGGUGGUAG
Molecule: messenger RNA, 2583 nt
Organism: Lotus japonicus
Lineage: Eukaryota; Viridiplantae; Streptophyta; Magnoliopsida; Fabales; Fabaceae
Exons: 5
Coding region: 1-2583 (860 amino acids)
Molecular function (GO): RNA-DNA hybrid ribonuclease activity; nucleic acid binding
Source: RefSeq, a predicted model, not a curated record